Molecule: messenger RNA, 1140 nt
Organism: Fusarium vanettenii 77-13-4
Lineage: Eukaryota; Fungi; Ascomycota; Sordariomycetes; Hypocreales; Nectriaceae
Exons: 1
Source: RefSeq, a predicted model, not a curated record
GAUGAUAUCGACUUUAUCCCCCCUACUCCGCCUGUCAAGAACAUCCUCGGUGGCGCUGGCAGCUAUUCCGCCCUAGGAGCUCGCCUAUUUUCUCCGCCACCGUUGUCUACUUCAGUUGGCUGGAUCAUUGAUCAAGGCUCCGACUUCCCUCCGUCACUGUCGACCAUUAUUGACAGCUGGACCACUUCUGCCAUCUUUCGUCAUGAUGGCCUUCGACUCACGACUCGUGGAUGGAACGGUUAUGAGGGCGCCGCCGAAAAGCGUGCCUUCAAGUAUCUGACUCCAAAGAAGCGGCUGACCGCUCAGGACCUCACAUCAGCGUUGCUCCAGUCGCGCUCGUUUCACCUCAUCUGCUCCCCCAACCGAUGCCGGGAGCUUGUGUCUGAAAUAACAUCACUCCGCAAAAAUGUUGUUCCCCCAGAGACAUACACGAAGCCCAUCUUCAUCUGGGAGCCGGUCCCUGACCUGUGCACUCCGGAUGAGCUGUUGAAUUGCACCAAUUGCUUGCCCCUUGUCGACGUUUGCAGUCCUAACCACGCCGAGCUGGCUGGCUUCAUGGGUGACGACGGCCUGGACCCGGAGACGGGGGAGAUAUCCACUGUAGCAGUGGAACGUGCAUGCGAACAACUACUGGCGAGUAUGCCUUUGCAGUCAUUCUCGCUGGUUGUUCGCGCGGGCGACAAGGGCUGCUACAUCGCAAAGAACGGCGGAAGGAAGCGUCAGCGAGAUCCCAAGUCAAAGACAAAACGACGGAAGAAGGAUUAUGUGAGAGGAGGCUUGCGGCCAGAUACCGACAUGGAAGCCCUCUUUGCUGGCUUGCUCCAGGAUGAAGAUGGUAUCGUCGCCCGCGAGGAGAUCGAGGUCGAUCCCGGUAUCGAGAAAUGGAUACCCGCCUACCACAGAGACCCGUCUAACGUUGUUGACCCUACGGGCGGCGGAAACACCUUCCUUGGUGGCCUGGGUGUUGCCCUUGCACGAGGCGAGAGUCUGGAGGAUGCUGUGAUUUGGGGUGCUGUGGCCGCAAGCUUCGCCAUCGAACAGGUUGGCGUUCCCACAUUGGGUAGGGAUGCGGACGGGCGUGAGGCAUGGAAUGGGCACAAUGUUGAGGCUCGGUUAAAGGAGUUCCGCCAGCGUUUGUGA